UUAAGGAUUGUUGCUAAAGAGCAAAUUGCUCUCUUGCUAGGUUCAGGCUGAUGAUUUCUUCAAGGACCUGCUUCAGAUAAGUUCAGUUAUCCUACGUGCUUUUCCAAGGAUUGUUAUUAAUAAAUGUUUGUUCAGUAAUCCGACAGUAUCCUGCUAUCUUGUGUGCUGACUGUACUAUAAGAAAUAAGCCUCCAUCUUAUACUAGGUUAGAUAGAAUUGCUUCAGCAUUGCUUUAUCUCUUGCAGAAUAACUGAAGUUCAGUAUUAAGAAUGGAACAUGUAUGUGGGAAGCAAAUUCAAUACUAUUCUGGCUAGGAAAUAUAUAUGGAAAUAUGCUCUCUUACCAAAGUCUCGCCCAUCCUAAUUGCUUCCCCACAUAAGUUUGUACUUGUCCCAUGUAAACAAAGCUUUACCAUAUUAAUAAGUGUGUGGGGAAACCAAGCAGCAACUCAACGGAAGGAAUCCAGGAAUGUGAUGAAAGGCCCGUCACUGAUAUCUAAUUUAUGCUUUUUGCAUCAAAAGGGGAAACAAAUUACUGGUUAAUUUUUUUGAAAGCAUUUCUUUAAUGCUUUAUUUUCUUUAGUAUGGAAAUUGCUGUAGAGCUCCUGUUCAGCCACAUUAGUUCAUGGUAGGAAAAACACAGGGUUAAUUCAGUUAAUUAAUAUUGGGGUUUGUGUUCUUUGACAGAUGACAUUUCCUUCCCCACCAGAUUUGAGUGUUCAUGUGAAUAGGUGAUGAUAGGCAACAUUCUAUCUUAGCUACAAGCAUUCACAACAUUCAAUUUCAUUCAUUUGGUUUCCCACAUGAGACAGUGGAACUGUCCUUCUAAACCCAGCAUGACCUCUGGCUCAUUGCCUGUGUGCUUAAAGGCAAUGUACCAUGAUGAGCAUUGAACAUCUCAGUUUGGGGAGCAGUUCUUGUCUCCAGAAUGUUUGCCUUUGGGGAAUUUUUAAGUGUCAAAACAUAACCAUGGGCUCCUCUGGGCUCCUUGGAGGAAAAGCAGAAUAUAAAUGUAAAUAAAUAAAUAAAUUCGGAUGCACAGAGGCUCAGGUGACAUGAAGCCAAGGCACUGCAACAUCUUAGAGAAGAAUUACAUGUUAUAAAUUACAUAGGACUGUUGCCAAAAAUGGCUUCUGUGUAUUGAAUUCUCAGUGUGCUAUCAUUUAUCUCAGGUCAGUGUAGGUUUUUCUGCCCUUGCCAGCAGCAGCCAAUUAUGUAAAGUGGGAAUGAGCAAAUAGUCAGCAUCAUGACAUCAUAACACAGGCAUGCGUGCAAAAUGCAAACACUGCAACAAAGAAAUGCAAGGCCUGGUGGCCCGAAUGAGGCAACAUCAUGAGAAGUGCUGUGAUGAAGAUGACCAAAGAAACACAUUUGAACAGGCAGGAUCUUCAGGGGAAUUCAUGGAUUCUGGAAACUAUCCACCUUCAAGAUCACCAUCCUCCUGUUCUACAGUUUCAGAGUUAUCCAUCCAGGAUACUGCUUCAUUAGCAUCAUCAUCAGACACCCACAGCCACAUAUCACUAUCACCUAAAAGAAAGAAAAAAUCCUUCCCUCCUGGAACCACCAUAGAUAAGUUUGUGAUAAAAACUAGCAGAUUAGAAAAAGAGUUAAUUGAUGAAAAAAUUGCCCAGUUUGUUUAUGCAACGAACUCUUCUUUCCGUCUGACUGAGAACCCACAUUUAAUUAAUAUGGUUCAGUCACUGAGACCAGGAUACAGUCCACCCAGCAGAGCAGAUGUUGCAGGGAAACUGCUGGAUAAAGUGUAUGACAGAGAAAUGGAGCAAUGUGCAACAGCUCUGGAGGGUAGAAUUGUUAACCUAAGUAUUGAUGGGUGGAGUAAUGUCCACAAUGAUCCUAUUGUAUGUGCUUGUAUAACAACAGAAGAAGGGAAAGUCUUCCUUGCACAAACAAUUGAUACGUCAGGAAAUGCACACACAGCAGAAUACUUACAAGAAGUGGCAGUAAAAGCUAUAAUAACAUGCGAACAAAAAUUCAAAUGUCUAGUACGCAGUUUGGUCACAGACAAUGCUGCAAAUGUAUCCAAGAUGAAAAGAAAUUUAGAAGAGCAGGAAGGGAAUACAAAGCUAAUAACAUAUGGUUGCAGUGCUCAUUUGCUGCACCUCUUAGCCAAAGACUUAAGUGUUCCAGAAAUAAAGACUAAUGUUGUUGAAAUUGCUAAAUACUUCCGUAACAAUCACUUUGCUGCAGCAGCUCUGAAAAGGAUGGGUGGAACCAAGCUAACGCUCCCACAAGAUGUUAGAUGGAACUCUGUGGUGGACUGUUUUGAGCAGUAUAUCAAGAACUGGCCUAUUCUGAUGACAGUUUGUGAACAAAAUCGAGAUAAAAUAGAUGGCACUGUCACAGCCAAAAUCCUCAACAUUGGGCUUAAGAGAAAUGUUGAACAUAUGCUGAGCAUCCUGAAACCCAUCUCUGAAUCUUUAAACAAAAUACAGAAAAAUAGCUGUUUUAUUGCUGAUGCUGUUGAAAUUUGGAAGGAACUGAGUGAACGCUUAAAAACAGAACUACACAUGGACAGAAUUAAAUUACAAGCAUUAAAAAAACGAAUGGGACAAGUACUGUCUCCAGCUCAUUUUUUUGGCAAAUAUUGUCAAUAUCCAGUACCAGGGUCAAAACUUAAGUGCUGAGGAAGAGGAGUUAGCUAUGACAUGGGUAUCCAGCAAUCAUCCAUCUGUAAUGCCAACUAUAAUAAACUUCAAAGCUAAGGGGGAACCAUUCAAGAAAUAUAUGUUUGCUGAAGAUAUUUUAAAGAAAGUCACACCAGUGAACUGGUGGAAGUCACUUAAGCACUUGGAUUUAGAGACUGUUCAAGUAAUGAUUUCACUUUUAACAGCAGUAGCUUUUUCUGCAGGCGUUGAAAGAAUAUUCUCUUCCUUUGGACUCAUUCAUUCUAAAUUGAGAAAUCGUUUGGGACCUGAUAAAGCAGGAAAGCUUGUUUUUCUUUUCCAGAUUAUGAACAAAGCAGAAGAUGAAGAUGACGAGUGAGCUACAGAGGACAGUAUUUAAGUUUUUCAUGUGUAGGCUGGGCUGACAGUCUAAGUUUCUUAAAAUAUAUAUAUUUUGUUUAGCCAAAUUAGUUAACAAACAUGGAUGUUUGUUUAAGCAAAUAACAUAUGCUGUAAUGUUAUUGUUUCAGUUGAAUAAAUCUAUUUAAAUUGUUA
Hemicordylus capensis (graceful crag lizard) is the source of this 3178-nucleotide messenger RNA. RefSeq lists its product as uncharacterized. The transcript is spliced from 3 exons. The record is from RefSeq and is a predicted model, not a curated record. Lineage: Eukaryota; Metazoa; Chordata; Lepidosauria; Squamata; Cordylidae. The coding region runs from base 1265 to 2644 and encodes 459 amino acids. Gene Ontology annotation, molecular function: DNA binding.